AGGCCCAAACAUUUGUUCGCCCGAUCACGGUGAGAAGAUUGAAGAUAGUGAGUGUAUGAGUUUUAACUACGAUCGAUCUGGGACUAGUGAAGAGGAGUCCUUCUAGAUUCCUAAACCUGGUUGCGACCAAGUUCGUUAUCGCACCUUGAAUCAAUCUAAGCCGAGCGGAAACCCUAGAAAACAUGCGAAUUUAGAGAGUGCAAAAGGUGGGAGAGGAUGGCGAAGCAUUCGGUGGCAAUGGCGAAGAAGCGGUGGCCAAUCGUGUUGGCGGCAUUCUUGUCUAUCUCAACAGUGACGGUGCUCCUCAUGAGACCCACCAGCUCCGAUUCAUGCAACAUCAAGAACUUUGGUGGAGCACAGCAAGACAAUCAGAUUAGUUCCUCCGUCCAAAUCGGAAAUGCCGCUUCGAGUCCCCUGCAUUUCAUGAAGUCCAAGCUCGUUCUCAUGGUUUCGCACGAGCUUUCUCUUUCAGGCGGGCCUUUGCUGCUGAUGGAGUUGGCGUUUCUGUUGAGGGGCGUUGGUUCUGAUGUUGUUUGGAUCACCAAUCAGAAACCCGGCGAACCUGAUCCGGUUAUUUACAGUUUGGAAAGUAAGAUGUUGGACAGAGGAGUUCAGGUCCUGUCAGCCAAAGGUGAAGAGGCUGUUGAUGUGGCACUUAAAGCUGAUAUGGUCAUUCUAAAUACUGCUGUUGCUGGAAAGUGGCUGGAUGCCGUUCUUAAGGAAAAAGUUGACCGUGUUCUUCCAAAGGUUUUAUGGUGGAUUCAUGAAAUGCGAGGGCAUUAUUUCAAAGUGGAAUAUGUUAAGCACCUCCCUUUUGUUGCAGGUGCAAUGAUUGAUUCACAUACAACUGCCGAGUACUGGAAGAAUAGGACUAGGGAGCGUUUAGGGAUUAAAAUGCCUGAAACUUAUGUUGUACAUCUUGGAAAUAGCAAGGAGCUUAUGGAAGUUGCAGAAGAUAGUGUAGCAAAGAGAGUUCUUCGUGAGCAUGUUCGGGAAUCUCUUGGAGUGAGAAAUGAUGAUCUACUUUUUGCCAUCAUAAAUAGUGUUUCUCGUGGUAAAGGGCAGGAUCUAUUUCUUCGUUCCUUUUAUGAAAGUUUGCAACUCAUUCAGGAGAAGAAACUCCAGUUGCCAUCUUUGCAUGCUGUGGUCGUCGGGAGUGAUAUGGAUAAACAGACGAAGUUUGAAAUGGAACUGCGCAAAUUUGUUGUUGAGAAAAAGAUUCAGGACCGUGUUCACUUUGUUAACAAAACCCUGGCUGUGGCUCCUUACCUGGCUUCUAUUGAUGUUCUUGUUCAGAAUUCUCAGGCAAGGGGAGAAUGUUUUGGAAGGAUAACCAUUGAAGCAAUGGCAUUUCGGCUGCCUGUACUGGGAACAGCAGCUGGAGGCACGAUGGAGAUUGUGGUGAAUGGUACAACCGGUUUGCUGCAUCCUGUUGCAAAAGAAGGCGUGAUACCUCUGGCAAAGAACAUUGUGAAAUUGGCAACUCAUGUGGAGAAGAGGCUGACUAUGGGAAAGAAAGGGUAUGAGAGAGUGAAGGAGAGGUUUCUGGAGCACCAUAUGUCACAGAGAAUUGCGUUGGUUCUGAAGGAUGUUUUACAGAAGGCUAGGCAAUAGACAUUACAUUAAAUUAACCAGGUUAGGUACUUCACUGUUAAUUUGUAUAUUGAUUCCACAGGAAAAAAGAGAAUGCUUCGGUGAGAAUGAAUUGUAUAUCCAAUGUCCUUUAUACCAAACACGAAUGCGAGCAAGUCUGACACUCUUUUUGACACGCGCUUCAUUAUUAGUUGCAACUGAUGUGAAAGUGAAACUCGCUAAAUAAAGUGAGUUGCUAAAAAGAGAAUGCGAGCAAGUCUGACACUCUAUUUAGCGAGUUUAUCAUAAAUUUCAAAUGAUAAUAUUUGUGUUUUACCUGAAGAAAAAAUGGAGUAUGUUGGAAA
Messenger RNA from Cajanus cajan (pigeon pea), 1937 nucleotides. RefSeq lists its product as uncharacterized. The record is from RefSeq and is a predicted model, not a curated record. Gene Ontology annotation, molecular function: glycosyltransferase activity. Lineage: Eukaryota; Viridiplantae; Streptophyta; Magnoliopsida; Fabales; Fabaceae.